Molecule: messenger RNA, 1240 nt
Organism: Mollisia scopiformis
Lineage: Eukaryota; Fungi; Ascomycota; Leotiomycetes; Helotiales; Mollisiaceae
Product: glutathione S-transferase domain-containing protein
Exons: 2
Coding region: 353-1240 (295 amino acids)
Biological process (GO): glutathione metabolic process
Molecular function (GO): glutathione transferase activity
Source: RefSeq, a predicted model, not a curated record
CUAAUAUUGAAUUGUUAAUAUUUAAUACAGAUUCAUGGAAUUAUGCUUUACAAAAGACUUAGAUCUUAGCUAUCUAAUAAAUUUAUUUUUUCAUCUUUCCGACUUUUCUAAGAGGUUGGAAUCGAGAGUUGAAAAGAGUGUGGUACUCGAACCAUCGCUUAAUUAGUCCGGAUUUUUCUGUCCGCUAUUCGAACAUACAACAUCAUGUCAGCUCAGCUUAACGACAAUCCAACAAACAUCACAGCUAGCUCUCUACACAAAAGCCUCAUCACCUCACCCGCUCACAAUUAAACCUCAACCCAAACAGACUCUUAAACCUCAUCCAGCAACACAUCCCGCUCAUCAACCAACAAUGACCACGCAACCCAACCCCCCCAAGCGCCAAAAAACCCCCAAAGACGCCCCCUACCACCUCAUCUACUGGCCCGGCAUCCCCGGCCGCGGCGAACACAUCCGCCUCCUCCUCGAAGAAGUCGGCGCCCCGUACACAGACUCCGCGCACACGAAAGACGGCAUGAAGCUCGUCACCACCGCCAUCUCGACCGCCAACCUAGGCGACGCACAUAACCCGCCUCCCCUCGCGCCCCCGAUACUGAAACACGGAGAUUUAACCAUAAAUCAGACGUCUAACAUCCUGUUUUAUCUGGGCAAGAGACACGGAUUGAUGGGCGCUGACGAUGACGAAGAUGCACCGUACAAAGUCAAUGAAUUGGUCCUGACGGCACUAGAUGGACUGAGCAACGAGCCGCAUGACGUGCACCAUCCCGUUUCGACGAGCUUGUACUACGAAGACCAGAAGGUGGAAGCGAAGCGCAAAGCGAACGACUACAUCACGAACCGGCUGCCGAAAUUCCUGGGCUAUUUCGAGAGAGUCCUAACUGGGGAAGCGAGCAAGGGCGGGGAGUGGCUGUAUGGGGGUCGCUUGACGGUCGCGGAUUUGGUGCUGUGGCAGUGUAUUGAUGGAGUCAAGUUUGCGUUUCCGAAUGCGAUGAGGAGGUUGGAAAAGGGGGGAGGGUAUAGGAGGGUUUUUGGGCUGUAUGGGAGGGUGAGGGGGAGGGAGAGGAUUGGGAAGUAUUUGGGGGAUGUGAAGAGGCAGAGGUAUAGUAUGGGGGUUUAUAGACAUUAUCCUGAGUUGGAUGAGGAUGGGGAGGGGAAGGGGGAGCAUUCGAUCAGGUCGCAAGUGAUCCUGCGAGUGAUACAAUGUGUACUUCACACUCAGACGAACAAUUCGUUCGCUUAA